AUCCAAGUAUCCAGUAUCCACACAAACAUUGUAAAAAUAAGCUUAGCUGUCUUCAGCACUACAGUUUUUCCAACCAAACGACUUGCAAGUUGCAAUUAUGUGACAACCAGCAAUGAGCAAACGGCAACAGUUUUCACCGCCGGCGGCCAAUGACCCCGCUUCCACAGCCACCGCCGACGAAAGAAAGAAAAGCCGGAGAACUCAAACUACAGCACUGUCCCUUGACCACGACAUCCUGUGUAUGAUCUUCGCUUUCCUCGACAUGUUCGACCUCGUUCGCUGCACUCUCGUUUGCAAAACAUGGUUAUUCUCUUCCUCGUCGCUGCGAGAGUUUCAUCGCAGGAAGCUGAUGGGUUCUUCUGAAUUCCCGAAAAAGCCCCUGAGGGUAAUUUUUGCAGAAAUGGCUAUGGAACAGCAUAGGUUGGCGCUUCAAGAUGGUUCCUUUCAUGUUGAUCAGUGGAAGGGUCAUUCAACCACGGCUGCUCAGUGCCGAAUGAAAAUGGGCACAGUUGCUACUGGUGUGGGUGAUAAGGUUAUUCGUCUCUGGUCAGUAAACAGCUAUAGAUGCAUAGAAGAGUACUCAGUACCAGCUAUGCUUCCUCUGGUUGACUUUGAUUUUGACGAGAGCAAGAUUGUUGGUCUAAUUGGUAGUCGUUUAUGCAUUUGGAGACGGAAUGGGAAAAGAAGCAUAUUUUCUUCCCCUGAAGGUGCAGUUGUAAAAGGGUCAUGCAUGCGCUAUUUUGAUCCAGAAGCUAUGGUUGGAUAUGAUGAUGGGGCCAUUCGUGUUUUUGACAUGUACAGUAGGAGCUGUUCUCAAAUAAUAAGGAUGCAUUCGGCACCUGUAACUUGUUUAUGUGUGAGUGAAGAUCAACUUAUAUUGAGUGGCUCCACUUCGGGGAGUAUUACAAUUUCAGAUCCUUACUCUGUCCAGCAAGUGACAACACUUAGAUCAAGUGAUGGCAGAGGUAUAAGGACCUUGUGUUUAAAUCCCUCCUCUCAGCUACUGUUUGCAGGAUCAGCUGUUGGAUAUACUUAUUGUUGGGACCUUAGGACAAGGAAACAGUUGUGGGGCAAACGAGUGAGUCCGAAUGUAAUAUACUCUGUGCAACAUAUGCGUGGUGACAGAUCAACACUAGCUGUUGGCGGAAUAGACGGUAUCUUAAGAUUUGUGAAUCAAAAUGAUGGUACCAUUGUUUCAAGUUGUAUCAUGGAGGAUAAAUUGAUAUCAAGUCCUUCAGGAUCCUUUCAGAGAAGGAAAGGAAGAAGGUUGCCAGAUAACUACCUAAAUAUUGAUAUCAUUCCUACGAGUGCUAGACCUUCUAUCACAUGCCUAGCUGUCGGAAUGAAGAAAGUUGUUACCACACACAAUUCUAGUGAUAUUAGAUUGUGGAAAUUUACCUGAAAAGCUGUACUUCAUAUUUUGCAUAGUCAAAAUUUUAUGUUAUUGGUUUGUG
Messenger RNA from Arachis duranensis, 1454 nucleotides. Its product is annotated as F-box/WD-40 repeat-containing protein At3g52030. Gene Ontology annotation, molecular function: protein binding. NCBI's taxonomy places the organism in Eukaryota, Viridiplantae, Streptophyta, Magnoliopsida, Fabales, Fabaceae. Bases 113 to 1402 code for a protein of 429 amino acids. The record is from RefSeq and is a predicted model, not a curated record. The transcript has 9 exons.